This is a messenger RNA of Cladocopium goreaui, 477 nucleotides long. Lineage: Eukaryota; Dinophyceae; Suessiales; Symbiodiniaceae. The record is from the annotation of a GenBank genome assembly.
AUGGACUUCGGCGAGGAAUCCAACUGGGAUGACGAAGCCUUGCCUCUGGCAGAGGACGAGGUUGAGGAUUGGGACCAGGAAGGCACCACCAUGCGCUUCGCGGAAGAGGAUGAAGACAUGUACGAUAAAGAUUGGGACGAGGAAGCAGGUGCAAUGCGCUUUGAAGACGACAUGGAUGGAGACAUGUACAACGAUGAGGAGGAUUGGGACGAGGGUUAUUCCAUGCCCUUCGAAGAGGAGGAUCCGGGUCCGGGGCGCUCAGAAGGUGCCUUCGUCGGGAGCGUCUUUGAUGGCAUGGAUGAGCCGGCGAGCUCAAGCCGAGCCAUUCCGAGCUAUGAGGAGCUGAGCCUCCUGUACGAUGAUUUCCCAGUGCAAGGGCAGGCGGUGCAGCCAGCGGCGCCGCCAAAAGUGGCCGUGGAGGAAGCAACGAAGUCCACCAGUCGAAGUGGAAGGACAUCUGUGAACUUCAUUGGGUAA